AUAAUAAAACAAAACUUAUCCCCUUUUGGAUGGAUCACUACAUAUAAACAUCCAUUUUUGGAGGGGAGAGAUACUUUUCUUCAUCUUUAUCGGUUGUCUUUAUAUUAACGAGCACUGAGAAAGAAAGAACAAGUCCACUUUAAUUUAACAGUCACACUAUAUCAUCGGUUUUAUCGAAAUGGAAUUCGGCGACGGCGUUUCCUUCGCCGUCGUCCCAACUAUCUUCAAAAGAGAAGACUAUAAGCGGACUAAACACGACGCCGUUUUUUCAAAGUGGCAGGUUUUGAUAGGAUCAAACGAUUGGGAGGAUUUCCAAAAUGGAAAAGAUGGUGUUGGUAGAUACAGAGUACAGAACUUACCUCGUAAAUCUUGCCCCGGUCUGUAUGAGCUUGGUGUAGCGGUCAUCGGUCAAGACCAAGGUCGAAAGCUUGAAUCUGAUGAUGUUCUUGCUGUGUAUUUAGGACAAGCUGAAAGUGUUAGGUCUAGACUUCAGCGUUAUGGAAGAUCUGGUGCUCAUUUGCGCAAUGUUAACAACCUUAACGACUGUGUAACCAUUGAGUCUCCUGUUAAGAAGGCGGUUACCGGUGGUAUAUUUGAGGACAUAUUCUCGAAAGGAGGCUCCAUUUUAUAUAGAUGGGCUCCGAUGAGAUCUAAGAGGGAAGCUGAGGCAACAGAAGGGAUGCUUUUGAGCACAUUUGACUAUGCUUGGAACAAAGGAAGUAACGGGGAGAGACGUCAGCUUGAUUUGCUUAAGAAGCUCGGUGAUCGCGAGUUUAUGAGCAAGAGAAAGUCCGGUGUAUCGCGAAUGCUGUUUCCUUUUCUUCGGAACCAAGUUGGUAUCAGAAUCAAAGGAGAGAAGCAUGUGCUUAAAGAAGAGACAAAGCUAAGCUCUGAUGUUGAUGAAGAGAAGAGUAAUAAUUUCUUCACUUCAAUACUCAAACUCACCCGGUCAAGACCUCAACCGGUUUCAGACAGAUUUGAAGAGGUUGAUGGUUCUUGUUCUGAUUCUGUUUGUGGGGUCUUACUUGAAAAUGGUGGUUGUUGCAAUAGAAGUCCUGUCAAAGGAAGAAAGAGAUGCAUAGAGCAUAAAGGGCAGAGAGUUUGCCGUGUUUCACCCGAAAAACAGACACCUCCACAACCAGAGAUUUUCACCGGACAAGAUCAUCACAAUCACAAAGACUCUGAUGGCAUGUGUGGAGUGAUCUUGCCUGACAUGGAACCUUGCAAUAAGAAACCUGUUCCUGGAAGAAAACGAUGUGAGGAUCAUAAAGGCAUGAGGAUCAAUGCUUUUCUCUUUCUUCUUAACCAGACAGAUCGUGAGAAAACCGUGAGAGCCGAGAUAUCUAAUCCCGAAUCGCAUACCGAGUCAAGGGAAGAAGAAGCUUCGACUCGCUUCUGUGAAGCUACAACAAAGAAUGGGUUACCUUGCACAAGAAGUUCUCCUAAAGGAAGCAAAAGGUGUUGGCAACAUAAAGAGAAAACCUCCGGCGAACACUCGCCGGAAAAUGUUCAGCCGGGAGCUGCAAAACUUGUAGCCUGUGGAGUUAAAUUUUGUAAUGGAUUGAUCUGUGAAAGAUCUCCUGUCAAAGGACGUAAGAGGUUGAUCGGAAUAGAAUUCAGUUCGGUCGCCGUCGUCCCCACUAUGUACAAGAGAGAAGACUACAAGCGGACUAAAUACGACGCCAUUUUCUCCGAUUGGAAGAUUUUUAUAAGACCCAAUGAUUGGAAAGAUUUCAAUAAUGGGAAAGAAGGUGUCAUCCGUAGAUACAGACAUGAGGACUUACCUCCUAAAUGUUUUACGGGUCUGUAUGAGCUCGCUGUAGCAGUCAUUGGUCAAGACCUAGGCCAAAAGUUUGAUCCUGAUAAUGUUGUUCCUAUAUACCUAGGAGAAAGUGUAGACGUGAGAUCAAGACUCCAGAACUAUGGAAGAUGCGGUGGUCAUUUGCCCGCAAGUUUAUUUGAAGACAUAUCCUUGAAUGGAUUCUACAUUUUCUUUAGAUAUGCUCUGAUGGGAUCUAAAUGGGAAGCUGCUGCAAUAGAAGGGAUGAUUUUGAGUACAAUUGAUUAUGCGUGUAACACACGUAAUAAUGGAAGACGACGCCAGCUUGAAUUAGUUGAGAAGCUCGGUGAUCGCGAGUUUAUGAGCAAGAGAAAGUCACAAGUGCUGGUAGGAGGAGAUAGAAAUCGGAAUCUUAUCGCCGUCGUUAAGAUGCCACCGGCCGGAGAACUCCGACAUCAAUCUCCAUCGAAAGAUAAACAAUCUUCCGAUACUCAAUCCACCGAAGCAGCAGCAGCGGCAGCAGCAGCGAUAUCUGCGGCAGCUGCAGAUGCAGAAGCUGCCGGAUUAUGGACACAGAUCAAAGCGGAAGCUCGCCGUGAUGCUGAGGCGGAGCCGGCGUUAGCUAGCUAUCUUUAUUCGACGAUUCUUUCUCAUUCGUCUCUUGAACGAUCUAUCUCGUUUCAUUUAGGAAACAAGCUUUGUUCCUCAACGCUUUUAUCCACACUUUUAUACGAUCUGUUCUUAAACACUUUUUCCUCCGAUCCUUCUCUCCGUAACGCCACCGUCGCAGAUCUACGCGCUGCUCGUGUUCGUGAUCCUGCUUGUAUCUCGUUCUCUCAUUGCCUUCUCAAUUACAAAGGCUUCUUAGCUAUUCAGGCGCAUCGUGUUUCACACAAGCUAUGGACACAAUCACGGAAGCCAUUAGCUUUAGCACUACACUCAAGAAUCUCUGAUGUAUUCGCGGUGGAUAUUCAUCCAGCGGCGAAGAUCGGAAAAGGGAUACUUCUUGACCACGCAACGGGAGUUGUUAUCGGAGAAACAGCUGUGAUUGGGAACAAUGUUUCAAUUCUCCACCAUGUGACACUCGGUGGAACUGGUAAAGCUUGUGGAGAUAGACAUCCGAAGAUUGGUGACGGUUGUUUGAUUGGAGCUGGAGCGACUAUUCUUGGAAAUGUGAAGAUUGGUGCAGGAGCUAAAGUAGGAGCUGGUUCUGUUGUGUUGAUUGAUGUGCCUUGUCGAGCUACGGCGGUUGGGAAUCCGGCGAGACUCGUUGGAGGAAAAGAGAAGCCGACUAUUCAUGAUGAGGAAUGUCCCGGAGAAUCGAUGGAUCAUACUUCAUUCAUUUCGGAAUGGUCAGAUUACAUCAUAUAAAGUUAUUAUUAUUAUCAUUGUUUCUGUGUUUUUGAAAGUGAAAACCUUUCGACUAUUAGCUUGUAGAGAGCUGAGGUAAGUGGUUUGAUGUAUUGUCGGCGUGAGCUUUGUUGUACUAUUUACUACAAUUUACAAAACAUCUUAGGAUGAUCAAUCAAUACAAGAAAUGGACUUAA
Messenger RNA from Arabidopsis arenosa, 3327 nucleotides. NCBI's taxonomy places the organism in Eukaryota, Viridiplantae, Streptophyta, Magnoliopsida, Brassicales, Brassicaceae. The record is from the annotation of a GenBank genome assembly.